AAAAAAAAAAAGUAGCAUCCAUUUUUAGGAUUCAGUGUACUAGAGGCUGAAAAGGAAAACACAGCAGGCAUCUGUCCUUCCCCUGACAAGCUUACAGUGUUACUCGAAGGAGGAGAACUAAGGCAUGUGGAAAGGAAGGGGGGAAAAAGGAGUUAAAGUACUUGCGGUUGCAUGUAUGCACGCUGUUUAAUUUUGUGUGUUAAUUUAACAACAGUGGCUGACACUACUGUUUUUAAAUAAAAUAGUAAAUUCAGCUGUCCCUCAUUUACACAAAGCCAAAUUAUGUUUCUCUCAGUCAUUGCCAUGGGCACUCCUAUGCUAUCCUACUUUUCAGGCCCUGGAUCACUGAAGGCAAAUACCCAGUGGGAUGCUAGUUCUCAGAGCUGUAUGUAUCCUGCAGAUGGGAGUUCAAAAGCCAGUUUGCUGGCUGGAAACUUAUACAUGGAUCUUAACAAUGGAACAUAUUUAUACAGAGUUCUGGUAUGCUCUCUAGCACGUUUGAUGUUUUGCCUCAGGCUCUGGAUACUUUGAGAAAUCCUGCCCUACAGCCACAGUCCAUAUCCUCAUGAAAUACCUAGCUGCUUGUACGUUGUUUCUGACUGUUGUGAUGGAGAGACACUACUUGCCCAACCUGCAUCAUGAGACUUGUACUGUAAGCACCUUCAUACCAAAGCAGGAGAGUCUGCAGUGCAUGCACAGGAUAAAAUGCAGAGUGAGAAUAAAGUAAAUGGCUCUUGUGGUUUUUCUGAGGGUUGUUUUUUUAAGAAUCAAGUUUCUGUGGCAUUUUUGGGGACAACCUGUUUUGAGAUUACUAGGCCGAGUUUUUCAUAAACCAUUGUCUUCAUAAUCUGUUUAGAACACAACUUUCACUGCCUUCCACUGCAGCUGCAGGCACUAUUUCUGCAAAUCACUCCUUGUAGACCCAUGUCAAAGACCUGGAAAAUUAAUGACCUCUUCUGUAGCAUUCAGUUUAAAUGACACAGAUCUCUAGUAGAAUCUGAGUCCUCUAGGACAGUGUUCCAUUAUCUGACUCAAAAGAUUGGUUUCUGAAUGACUAAAGGACUUGUGGAAUAAGUAAUCAAGAAAUCGGGCAAAUUUGGGAAGAGUUCACAGGAAUGACAGCUCUACCACUACCCCUGUCUAUUUUCAAUUCUCCAUCCCAAAGGACAGGGCUUCAAAACUCUAGGAAAAGGAAAAGUCCGCCGGAAUCUUUUGACACAGACAAAACUUUUUUUACAUUAACCUUUAUUUUUCUGAAAUGGCUGUGCUGUUUUGAAUGAAUAAAAAGUGAAGGAACAAAACACUGAAGCAGACACUAACUUGUAAAAUUUCAGCCCAAACAAUGGCAGUUUGGCAAAGUCGUAAGUUGUCUUAUGUAGAGGAGUUUGUCUUAUAAUGGCAAGUGUUUGGCAGCAUGGUGAAAUGUGAUCCUACUCAUUCUGCCAAUAGUAAAAUAUGCUGGAUUUGAGUUAGCAUUUGUACCUACUGACAGCAGUGUCGGUGCUUGUGUAAAUUAACAGAAGAGUUGUCUUGCUUCCAAAUCAAGUGUUGUUAGAGAACUGUUAUCACAGGUCUUACCAGCCCAAUCGAGGCCUGAGAUGACAAAUACUACUUUUGAUCAACCUGAUAAAUGCUGAUCAAAUUCUGUGUUUGCUUUUUAUUUAGUAGGAAUAAUUACCCUUGUGUGCAUAUCAAAGCCUGGUGUUCUGUUUCUGACAGUGGCAAAACCAAAGGUGUGGUGAAAGGCCCAGGAGCAGGGCAAGGAUGAAGACAUGGCUUUCCCAGAGUAUUCUCCUGAUCUUCAAUAAUUCACUUGUCAAAGGCUUCCUGAGCCAGUCAUGGUGGGUUUGUAUUUGCUAACCUUUACUGGACUUUUUCCAUAACUUUUUCCUGUGAUCUCUUGGGCCUUUGUAAACUCUUAAGUGUCUAAACACCCUGUUGCAAGGAGUUCCACAGUAGAAAUGUGUGAAAAAUAGGUACAUUUCCUUCUUGAGCCUGUGUCCUUAUCAUUUCAUUUCACAUCUUCAGCUCUUUUAUUGGAAGAGGCAGUAACUACCAGUCUGUUCAGCUUCGUCUUGUCAGUCUCCAGCCACUUCAGUGUAGAUAUUACCUGCAUGCCAUUCAGUUGCAUCUCCCUUAUCUACAUAUUUAUUGAUCCCUUCAGAGAACUCCACUUGCUUUGUGGAGCUUUGUUUCCUUUUCCAAGUUGUGUUGCCUCUUCACCAAUACGUUGUAUUUUGUUCACGUGUCCUCCUACCACUCCCCCAUCCCCCCGUUGUUAUUCAAGUUUAUGCUGACUUGCCCAAUGUAGAUGUCAAGCCACUGUACUUUGGUGGACUUUGGGAAUUAAUUGUUAGGAAAGAAAUAAAACAGGCAGCAAUCUGUGGUGUCCUGUCUCCUCAAUACCGUACAAAAGAUACAUGUAGAAUGGCAAAAAUACAGAACAAGGUGAUGAAUACGAAAAAGGUAGUGAAACAGCUUCCAUGGAAGGAAGGCCUAAGUAAGCUUAGACUUUUCCGACUGGUAAGAGGCUACAAAAGGGAGAAUACAAUAGAGGUUUCAUAUCACAGACAGGGGAUCAUAAAGGAAUGGCAUAGAUGGGAUGAAGGGGGAGCAAAAUCAUUAGCUGAGAGGAAAGAGAAAUAGUGGGAGAUGUGUUCAGAUGGGUUGUUAAUAAACCGUGAAAUUAAGCUGUGGAACUCCUUGCCAUGGGGUGUUGUGAGUAAGAAAGCUUACAUGGGCACAAGAGAGGGCUACCAAAUUAGUGGAAAGAAGGGCUAUUAAAUCUGCCUAGCUCAGGAAGUCCCUAAAUCACAAAUGGUGAUACUUCCCCAAAAUACUACAUGCUUUCCCUCCUCAUGAUCUGCUGUCAGCUGUUACUGAAGCAAGGAUGCUGGGCUGGAUGGGCUUCUGCUCUGACCCGCUAGGACCAUCGUUGUGUUCUGAUGAGUAUUCAGGGACCUCAGUAUUCCGAGGAGUAUUCAGAACUGGAACAAAUCACCCUGGCUGAGUCAAAUGCCUUGCUGUCACAGAAACCAUGUCUGUCUUUGUGAACAUAUAUAGAUCCACUUGUGAACUAGUUUCAUUUUUUCCUCUGUCCACAUCCCUAUCUUCUGACGUGUAAACUUAAAGCCAGUGUUUUAUUGUCUAGGAACCCUUUUAAUUUCCAGCCUAAACUUACUUUUGAUAAGCUUACACUUAUUUAUGCCAGCCCUGCUGAUUGUCUCAUUGGUGUACUUCCUAAGACCUUUUGUGGUUUUUUGGUUGUUUUGUUUUUUGUUUUUUUUAAUCAGAUGUUUUGUUGUGCUAUCCCAAAUAGAUUUUUUUGUGAAUAUGUAUUACCAGAUUUAUACACGGUGUUCCCAGCAAGAUCUUGGUAGUCCACUGUAGUGGCAUCCGUAUGUCCCUUUCUGCGCUGGAAAUACAGCUGCUUUGUUGAAUCAUUAUAUUUUCUUUCUUCUGAACCAGCUCUCUUUAGUGAGUUUUACUAGCUGCUUAUAGGAUGGUUCUUCUCUGCUACUUCCAACUAAUGAUUUGUCUCUUUUCAUUAGAAACCACUAGUCUCUUAAGUGCGUUACUCUGUCCUUUGUUGUUACUUUUCAUCCCAUUUCUGUUGCAGCUGUCCUUAAGAUUUGUUGCAGUUUUUGUGUGUUGUUUCAGUCUGCACUGUACUUCUGGUACCUCCUAGUUUAGUAUUUUCUACACAUUUUAGUAGUGCUUACUUAAAGGCAUAAAAAAAAUUCUAAAUGAAAAUGUUGAAUCAAAAAAGACUGAAGACCAGUCUUGGCAGAAGUCCAUAAAUAACAUCCUUCCACCUUUCAGAAAGAAAUCUGGUGUCAUCUCUUCUUUAUCUGCUGCUUUUCCUGACAUACUAUUCUUGAACUAACCCCUCUCUUCUCAGCACAACAAACUACUGCUCAGGUGGUAGCAUAUCAGAUUUCUUACUGUGUGAGACUAGAACUGUCAUGGUUCCUUUGUAGAAACACUAUUUUGUCAUGCUGAAGAAAAGUUGGAUGUUUGACAUGGUUCAACUUUUAAAAAUCAUGUUACGUUUUAUUCGAUUUUCUCUUUACCUUCAUGUUUUCAUUCUUUCUUUGAAAACAUGCUCCAUGCCAGAGGCCAUGCUAUCAUCAUGAAUUGUAUGUCCACAUAACUUUUCUCCAACUUUGCUCAAUAUUGAAAUGAGGCAAAAAGUCUUUGUUUGGAUUUGAUGCUGUUCUGAGACUCUUCCAUCUCAUCACAUGGCGGCCUUGCUUCCUGUUAAAUCAGAAGAUAGUAUUUCAAUAUGACAGGUAAGGUUAUAUAAGUAUAGUAGAUACUUUUCUUAAUUCACUUUUCAGGAGUCCCUGUGUUGGCCUCUGUGGUUGGUAGCCACCUCUGGUGCAGAGGACUGUAAACUUCUACCUUAUUUUCACUGUAGUGGGAAUAGUGAGUUGAAAGAGUUGCCCAGUGCUUUUCUCUGUUGUGAUUGUUUGGCAGACUUAGUUCUGACCAAGUUUAUUCAAGGAAAUACAUGCACUGCCAAUAAUAUGAACUUGGUCAUUUAGUACCUCUUAUCACCCCUGCUAAGGUGAGAGCAUCUCACAGUGCCGUGAUACUCCAUUAGUCUGUUGUGCUCAGUCUGUUCUGCCGGGUUGGUUCCCCUUGCCACCCUCUUGGACAUGGGGUCUGCAAGACGGAGGUGGUGCCAACUCCCUCUGUUUAGCAGGGUGCUGAAAUUUCUGCUGUUCCUGACUCUGAAUGGCUGCUCAAUCCGGUUAGUGCCAAGAGACCAUAGGAAAUCUGUGGGUGCAGUUUCUCAGUGAUAAGCAGUUUGGGCUAGAGCUGCGGGAAUCCCAGCCUGCCCAUCCCUGUACCUGAGAUGGCUCUUCUCUACCUCCUCUUGUGCUGGCACUAAGCCACUGCAUGGAAAUGGGCGGCAUUUUUUCUGUAGGGUUAAUUUGACCAUUUUAGCUCUGUAGGGUUAAUGUGACUGUUUUAGCUCUCUGGCCUGAUACACUAUGUGGCCAGACAAGCACCAGCACGAGAAGGAAAGGGAGGGAGGAAGAAGCAUCAUACCUUCAACUGUUUCAAUGUGGAGGCAUGCUCAAAAUAACUAAGCUCUGGACAGGCUGACAGAGUGCCGUCCUGUGCUUCCAUCAACGUGACAGCUGGACAGAUGUGUCCAUCUCCAAUCCCAAAGCGUUGGCCAAGGUGCUGUGCCAAAGCGUUUACCCCCUGUCUCCAAGCUGCUCUUGGGCACUUGAGCCUGGCACUGCUUUUGCCACGCAGCCCAGCCUCUAGCAAGGAGGUGGCUUGUGUCCGGCCAGCUUGGGGUGUUGGCUGAGCACAGUUGCUUCUGCCUAUGGUUGACCCAGUAAACAAGGCAUUUGCUUAGGUGGAGUUACCUAAUUCUGGAGAUAGCUGCUUUGCUUUUGGGAUUGGGUCCAGAGAUGAGAAGGUAACUGCUGAAGCUGCUUGCCAAGGCAGCCGUCAAAUCUGAUGAAGGAUCAGGCCUUGAGGUUAACUGGCAGCAAUUAUCUGUACCAUAGCUAUAUCCAUGCCAAAACCCUUCAGUGUUUUUUUUGUGUUGGUUUUGGUUUUUUUUUUUUUAAAAAAAAACCUGAUGUCUCACAGUGCUGGUUUCUGUGGCCCUGUAAUUCAAGGGAAGUAUCAGCCCUUGUCUUUGCAAGUACAGCCUUUUGGGUACAAACCCUAAAGUUUUGGUGACAACUGUGGUAACAAUGAGACUGAAAUACAGAUGUCUUGACACGUUCUCAUGUUCGCAUUUGGGAUGCAGGCUCCUCUGAAAGCACCCCCCUGCUUUGGUAAGGAAACAAAUGAUUUCAGAAACGGACAUGUUGAAGUCAUCAGGGUGUUGUACCUGUUUUGGUAGCCUUGUGUCGUUUUUCUUAGCUGUUCUUUCACAUAACCCUAACUCUUUUUGAUCAUUUUGUACCUGGCCCUUUAGCAGAUACUUCCCCCAGCACUAGUCGUGGUGGCAGCUUGUGCUAACUGGCGGGGCUGGGAGAAAGUGGUGUGUUUGGGGAGAGGGUGGAAGAUUAUUAUUGCUACGGGUCAGCAGUAAGUGUAUUGUGUGUGAUCAAUAGUAUGUAACAACUGUGGUUUAGUUAAGAUGAGCUUCCAGCUCUCUCUGCAGGAGAAGGGGAUGCAUACCUUUCUUUACUCCAGCAGAUUUGCACAAUAUGGUAGGAGGCAGGAAAGAAAUGUAAUUUCUACAGCCAAGUUUCUGUGUUACUUUCUCAUGUUUUCUUAAUGACAGACAGCUUGGGUGGGUGCCGUGCUGUCAGACUGUAUUACCCAGCAUUAGCUGGUCAUGAAUCUGCGUUUCGUGUUCACAAGUAUUUAUUUUUUCUUAAAGACUGCUUGUUUGUGCAGUUACAAUGAUGGCACAGGCACGAGUCUCCACAUCUCCCUUGCCUGCCCUCUGGUACUCAGAUUUGGGUAAGCAGGGCAGUUGCAGUUUGAAAUUUGUAGUUGUAAUACUAUCUGCUAGAAGUAAAGAAAAAAAAAAUCCUGCUGAAACAAGUAGUGUAGACCACACUAGAUCUGCUUCAGAUAAGUAUGCCCAUUAUUGUGUGCAAUUAGACCAAGCGUUUUAAAGGAUUAGUAGAUACUAUAUUUUAAGAGAUUGGUUAGUGGUAGGAAGUAAGGCUGCCAGUGAAAUUUUUCUUCUAGAGGCCAAAUGCAAAGAUCUCUUAUUAAAAUUUAUCCAGUUGUUUAGCUUUUCUUAACAGAAGGUUCAUAGGUCAUAGAAACAAGUGCGGUAUGAAAUUUCAAACCCAAUAGUCACCUGCUUUUAAAGAAAAAUAGUAAUAUUCCCUCAUUUUAGAAGGCAGCACAGUUAUUUAACUACUGCUUUGUGCUGUCAAAAUAUGUUCCUGUUUGUUUACAUUCGUGUGUAUUCUAAACUGUUUUGAUUUCUGAUUUGUUAAUUUUAUUUUUAGCUGUAGAAGCCUAUACAGGCUCCCAAGGAUUUCAUUGGCUUUUUUUCUAGCCAGUUUUUCCUAGGAAAAGGUGACCAUACCAAGGCUGUGAAUAAUCCUCACUGUAUUCAAAUCUGUUGGGCAGUGAGCAUUGCCUUGCAAUUUGUUAACACUGCUGCUUUGCCUCUGCUUUGCUUCAUUUGACUUUUUAGGCCCUCUUCUCCUCUUCACAGGAUUCUCCAUUUUGGGAAUUUUUUUACCAACUUGUCACCUGCCAGAUAAAGGGGGGGGGGGGGGAGAUUGCUUGCUUGUAACUGUUUUAUUAAGAGCACCUUGUUCCUAAUACACCUAUAAUUUGUCUCUGUUUCCUCUUCCUUAAACUCCUUUUGCCCCUAUCUCCGAACCGCCAAACCUUCAUCCUCAUCACUCCUCCCUCCCCAGUCUCUGGUUUUGGAAGAAGCCGGGAGGCGUGGUUAGAUGCCAGAAGAGCUCAGUUAUUACUUACGCAGGGAAACUUCAUCCUGUCCAACAAGUAUGCUAUUUGUAGCCUUGAGGGAUAUAUCUAAAGGGCACAGAGUUUCCACUCAAAAUUUAAGUAGAUUAGAUUAUGUAUACAUAUUUGUUGUGACUUGGCAGGUAUCCCAGUGCCCGAGGUCUUAAAACAUAUACUUUGCUAUACGCAAGGCAAGCUCAACUGCAUGUUUCAAAAGAUGCUCUGGAGAGGUGGGAGGCUGCUGUCUGGAAUUCACAAAAGUGUUAUCCUCUCUAGAUCUGAUACGACACAGGAAUUCUGACUACUGUUCUGUCAAGUCCUGUAUUUUCUCUUGAUAUUAGCUGCUAUCAGAUGCUUCAAGGGGUGGUAUAAAGAUCCUCUCUUAUUUAACUUUCUGCUGGUUUGGAUUUUGUCCUGAAAAAAGAGGGUUGGUAUAAUUUUUCCUGAAGCCCUCUUCAAAUCGCAUUAUAAUUCUGCAUGAUCCAGUUAUCUAUGUUAAGUCUUGUCUGUCUAACUGUAUGCUACCUUCUGGCAGUAAAUCUCACAGGCUAAUACUUUGCUGCUAGAAAUAAAGUAUUGGUGUUUAUUAGUUUAAAAUUUGCUAUGCUGUGGUUUUAUUGAAUGUCCCUCACUGUCGUAAGAACAGAUGAAACCACCCAAGUGAGUUACUCUACUGCUAAUUACUAUAAUAGUUUUAUCUUGUUGUCUUGUUUAAAAAAAAACAUAAAAAUGCAGCCCCAGAAUUCAGGUGCUGCAGAUAGGCUGGAGUGAACUGUGAAGUUAAAACAGCUGUAUUUUAUGAAAAUCUGUUUGGUAUGGCACUUUUCCUUAUAAGGUCCAAUGACCAAUUGUUUUGAUUAUUUAGAAGGAAAAAAUUCCAUGAGAACUGUUACUGAAAAUGACUAACUUGGCAUUAGUGAUCUGUCGCUCUCUUACAGCAUUUGAUGCAAUACUGAAGUUAAUUAAGAUAGCUGAAAUAUCCAGUUAGCCACUCAGUGCUUCAGCUGUUCAUGUGACAUGUUUAUUACAUUUUCUUGUAAAUUGCUAAUGAUAUCUGUAAAUAAAUACUCCUCCUGUUUGUAGUGCUGUCUUCUUAACAUCCAGGCCUUUGUAAAUAAAGAACUGCCUGUGUAUCUAAUAGAAAACUCGAACACUUGAUUCAGAGUGCACAAUGACCUAUGGGCUUUUGCAGCAAAGAGCUGAAGUGAUUCCUCAGGUUUUGCCAUUAUAGCAGUGAAACCUUUGAAGGAGCGUGGUGCUGCGAUUGCUAGAUGGAUGGUGGAGGAUCUGCAAGAGCAGAGUGGCUAGGGCUGCACGUUAGAAACUAGGGAUGGUCAGGCCAGGUUGCGAGAGAAGGGCAUCCUUGACAGGUAGGCUGGAUUUAGUUAAGUGGUUUUAUUUCUUUAUUUAACUAAGGAUUGGGGGUUGAUAAAAAUGCACUAGCUGAUAUGCAGUAGAUAUGAGGUGCUUUUGCUCAAAAUUGUGGAGGGGUAUGUGACAGAGAUGGGACCAGGACUUAGCAGAUCUGAAAUGUAUGUCCACUUGACCCGUUCUUUUGGCAUCUCAGUGGCUUAGAGAAGAUAUCCUUGAAAACAGUUGCUACAGUUGCUCAAACCCAUUUGUGUUAUCUAUUAGAGUAGUCUCUUAAAAGCAGAGGAUGAGGAAUAAUCUGUUGCGGGGAUUUUUUUUUACCUUCUGCAUGAUAUUCUUCCUGUAUGUUGAGAAAAAGAUUUGUCCUAACAAACAGAAACUGCAUGCAAAAUGUACUGCAUUCUGGUUUUCUACUUCUGUUUUGCUUUUCUAAGUAUGGAAACAUAGGAUCACUCAAGCAGAUAAUAGGUAGAAUUGUCCCUUUGUGAACCUUAAAAUGGAGGUAGUGAGAAAGAAUGUCUAGGCUGUUGAUCACUGGGAAAUAAUUAACAAAGACAGUUUACUAUGGCUUAGUCCACAGUAGGAUGUUACCUUGAACACACUUCAGUUCCUCUUACAGCAUCAUGUGUCCAUGCUGAACUUAAUUCGCAAAGUUAUAUCAAAAAGGACUACUUAUGCAGUAAGUGCUGGAAAUGCUUGUUGCGGUGAGUUAGUUUCCACUCUAAGGUUUCUUUGGGUUAAUUGCUUAUAAUGUGCUGGAGUUUGUAUUUCUUCCCACCUGGCUCACUACCCAUGUCCUCCUUUACUCCAGGAUCAUCCUGACUGGAGGUAAAUGCUCCAUACAUGUUGGCAGGUAGCGAAGAGUGCUGCUCUUUGUGGUGGGGGUUGUAAGCAAGUUAGUUGUAACAACUGAUUAGUUUUGAAGAGUCUGCCAAGGCUGGUGGCCUGCGGUUCAUGUAUGUCUGACCCUACUCAGAUACGAAUCGUUACGGGACGGACAGGUACAGGUCACUGCCCACAUAAACGAAAGGAAGAGAGCACACCUGGACCUGGCCUCGGGGAUGAAUCAACACAAAGGACCACAAAGGAUGUAGCAGAAGACAAAGAAACACAACAGGAUUCUUGAUCAGUGCCCUCAUACGUGCUCUGGGCUGUGGUUUUGCAAGUGACAUUGCCACCGAAUCCAGGAGUGAUUCAUUUUUUUUUCCCCCGGAUGAUGCACAGUGCCACAGCAGAGGCCUGAGGUAACCGGGUAAAAACCCAGCAAAUAAAGGUCAGUAGCCUCACCUAUGCCAUAGUGUCCAGCUGGGCCUGGGCCUGCUGCAAGCACUGUGACUCAUCAGACGUGAACAAUACCCAAGAAACGGCUACAGGAUCCUGCAGAGGCUGGAGGAGGAAUCCGAUCCACACAUAAAAAAGCUGCAGCCCAUAUGAAGCGGGGAAUUAUUAGCUAAAAGAUAGCCGUCAGAUUUCAGAAGAUAAACGAAAGGUGGAUCUGAACCCUGAAAUUGUCAGCUCAGCUCAGCAGGAGUUUGCAAAGUCAGAGUGGUGAAAGGAGGGUUUCCUGGAGAACUCCCAGAAGAUUGAAAUGGAUUAUGCGAUUCUGGAAGGGGACGAGAGACAGGCAAUACAAAGGUGCUAAACAUAAACAGUUGUAACAAAACACUGGUCAUGCACUUUACCUCCAACACCCUGCAAAACAUAGAAGAUGUUCCAUGUCGAGACCACUAUGUCAGUUGAGCUAAUUAGAAAUGUUUCCUGACAGUAUUCAGGAUCUUGUACAUCAUCUAGAGCAGCACUCCUCGCAUGACCUACUUUGUUUUUAAGGUCAUUAUUUUUUCAUUGAAAAAGCACCAUCAGCUAAAUCAGUAAAUAAAUCCAUUUUUCUAAACACCUGUCUGAAAAAUUAAUUGAACACAUGACUAUUGUAAAACUCAUCUCUUCACAACUUUUUAAAAAUAAAAUUAAAAUAAAACAUACCUUUUUGAUUGCAAAUUUUUUGCUAGCUUACAGCUACUUUCCCACAGGGUGAAAGGAGCUCAAGCAUCUUGUCAGAGAGCACUUUAGAGGAAUACAUUCUCCGGGACUCACAAAAGCAUCUCCAUUUCAUGUUCCAUCUGCCCUCCAGGAUUUUUUCCCAUAACGUGCAUGAAACAUUGAUGCAUACCAUACAGUCAUAAGACUAUUUUUAUUCCAUCUUUUUUGUCACCAUCUUCCUUCCACCUUUCUGGAAGCCUGUUCCACUGGCAGUCUGCAGCUGUUCAAGGCAAAGUCUUGCAUGUGUUUUUCUCCCAUUGCUUAAUCUAGGCUUGGAAAUCAGGGAAGUGGAGUCUACUAAGUUGCUUUAAAAAAAAAAGAGGAGAGCACUUAAAUGCCCUGGUGUCUUGGACUGUGGAGGACAAAAAUUACCUUGCAGGACACAGGUCUUUCAUCAUAGACCAUCCAUUAUUAGUAUUGAUGAAUGCUUACUGUGAUAAACUGUGUCCAGCAGGACUGUGAAGGAGUAUGCCAUUGUGUUGAUAAAGUCUUAAGCCUGUGUGUUGGGGAGGUGGAGCUGGGGUAGAGUAGGGCAACAGGUAUGCGUCUCACAACCAGCUUCUGUGCCAGUAGGGAAUCCUAUCCCUUCAAAGUUAUCCAUUACCUCCUGUGCAUUGACAUGACAUGGAGAAACCUCCUCAUGCUACUGUCAGCCUUCCUGGCUUGGUUGCCCUGCCCAUAACAAGCUGAUAAUGUCGUGAUUUAAUGGUAAAGUUGUUUGGUGACUACAUCAUUAUGACAUUUCAUUAGGCUGACAGGAGCUCACAGAUUGGUUUUCUGUUGGUGCAGCUCCAGGGCAGAAUCUGUAUGGACUUCUGGCAGGUUCUGCCUUUGCUGCCUGAAACUGAAUCCAAUAGUUGCUGCCAGUCACCUGAACCCAAAAAUUGUACUCCAGGUGACUCUUCUGGAUACUAACUGCCUGGCUUCAUCUCCCUCUGCUAUGUUCAAUUGUGUAGCUCUAAAUUAUGCAUGACUGCUUUUACUUGUUCAUUAAUCUGGCAUCAAAUGUCAGAAUUCUUACAGAUUCAGAUGUGCAUCCCAAAAUGCAUUGCAUGACAGACUGGAACAGAGCACUGUAAAUGAACUGCUCAACACACCAAAUGGGAGAUGGGAACAAAUGCAGGGCUAUGUACUUACCUCAUUAACAAGGAUGCUGUCAUAGCAAAAUCGUAUGCAAACACCCCAUGAAGUCAUUCUGAUUAGAGUAAGCUGUUGAGGUGUAUGUUAACAUUAUUGCAUAGACAAAGCUCGUACGUGAACAGAGUCAGAAAUACAUUCAGUGUCUGCACUGUGCAGGUUCUGAAAGGCUCGCUGAUUAUAGCUUUGAAGAGGGAUUUGCUUUGGUAUUAGCCUAAGUAUUCUGCAUCUUUAGUUACCCUUUCCUAAGGCUUUUGUGUUUUAGCUCAUAAGGUCAUUGAUAUAAUCAUCCAGCAUCACAGCUGUAGGAGUAGUAGCAAAGGCUAUCGUGACUAAACAUGAUAUUUUUUAUGUAAUGUAAAGUUACAAUAAUCUAUGAAGUAUUUUCUUUUCAGAUAGAACAGCAGUUCCUCGACUGUAGGGUGUAUUGGAAGAUUAGCGGCUGCUUGGAAAUUGGGCACUCUUUUCUUACUUGUUGCCUUUCUUUGGGGACCGGGAUAAGAGGCAGAGGAGAUGGGGACAACCAGGAUCAGCAUUUUAAUUGGAAUAGCUCCAAUAAAUCAUAUGAAAAUCCAAGGUUACAAAAAAAGCAGUGCUAAACCCUGUCACAGCUUUUGCCCCCAGGCAGUGUUGUUCAGGCAGUGUGAUUCAGGGCAGGACUGGGCUUCCACUACAUUCUUUGGACUGCUGCAUAGUUACCACCUGUGCUGGGGAUGCAGUGUAUGUACUUGGGAGACUACCCUUUUUCUCAGUCACUUUAUUUCUGUCCUUCAUGAGUUGUCUUUUUGUCCCAAAUGUGAGCUUCCCAACCAUCUAACCUAACCUCAUGAAGGAAAUCUGACUCACGUGAAAGGUCUUGUCCUAGUACAGUCUUUGCAGCUUCUAUGUGGUAUUGUGAUUUUUUCAAAUGCCACCACCUCGCCCUUCUUAUCUGAUCCCGUGUUAGCUAGAUGGGUAUUACCUACCCUUUUUCUUUUUUUUUUUGUUUGUUUUUUUUAAACAGCAGACAAAAAUUGAGGUAGGGUACAGGAUUUCUCCAAGCCCAAACGAUGAAUCACUGGUUGGAUUAUUGUAGUCCCAUGUUUUCUGACUUACAGUCCAUGCUUAUUUUACAGACUUUGCUAUUUAAAAACCUGUCCCUGCCUUCUGGCACUCUGUUGAUUUCUCCAGCACAGCCAGUUCCUUUGUGCUGUCUGCCUACCAGACCUUUGAGUGAAAUUACUGAGCAUUUUGGUAAAGUUUUACUUUUUCGGCUUAAAUGAGGAGCACAGCACAAAGUGGAGUGACUGGUGCCUGCUUUUUUCAGUGCUGUUCCAGUUCAGACUGUCUCUGUCUGACCAAGCAGAGAUCACUAGCUGCACAGGAUUGUGUUGUGUGGUGUUAUAUGUGGGUGGAGUUUAUCUUGAGUUCACCCAUGUCAUUGUGAUUUCCACCUAGCAGACUAGAGCACCAGAAACCCUUUUACUUGACCUAUUACUAAAACUGUUAAAAACAUCUUGCAUUACGACUCAAGUUAGAUGACUCUGUCUCAGAAAGCAAAACUGGUAACUUUCUAUCCUAUUUAGUUGUAUUCUGCAACCAAAUUACAUUGUUUAAAUGGUACAUCCUAAAGUAUUCAGGUUUAGAAAAAUCUUCUGAAAUGUAAAUAUGUAGAAUCAUGGUUUCAAGGGUGGUCUGGGCCAGGCAGGCCUGCACCAGGCAAAUCUGAAAUCUGUACCAGGCAAUUUUGGUAGACUGUAUAAUAAAGCGUAGAAUUGGCGGCCACCUGGGUAGGUAUGAUUAUUUGGGAAGAGUCAAAGCAGCAUUUGUAACAGAGUCCUGUCUUAGGGAGCUGGAGUUCUUUGGAGGCAUCAGCAAGAAUUAAAAAUGUUUUGGUUCAAAAAUCAAAGUGAACUUUAUCAAAAAGGCUUUUUAAGGAAACUAAGGAGCUAUAAUGUAAGAAGGAAGGUCUUUGCACAAGUAAAUGACAGAUUAAAAGGUAGGAUCAAAGGGUAGAAGUAGGUCAGUUCUCAAUUGAAGGAGGGUGCCAGUUAUGUUCCACAGAGAUCUGUGCUAUUCAACACAUUCGUAAAUGGUGUCAAUAAGGGGGAUGAGCAAUUGGGUGAGCGAGUUUGCUGUGAAGAAGAGAGCCAGCUGUGGAGAACAGUAGAAGGACAUUAAAGUGCUGAGGACUGUGCAACAAAAUGGGCGAUGAAAUUGAGUGUAGGUAAAUGAGGAUAACUGAGGAGCACUGGACAGAACAAUCCUGAUUAUAUAUAAAGAUGCUGAGUUCGAGCUGAGUAUUACCAUUGAGGAAUAAGAUUUGGGGAUUGUGAUUGGCGAUUCUGUGAGAUCAUGAGCUCAUUGAUCACCAAAAUACAACCCAAAUGUUAGAGGAAAGAAAUACAGAGUAAAAUUGAGAAUGUCAUUACCACAGUGUCUAGUCCAGUUGCCUCCCGAGUGCUGCGUGCACUUCUGGAGCCUUCAUCUCAGAAAGGAUUUAUUAGAACUGGAAGAGGCUUAGAGAAGGUCAGCAAGAAUUAUGGGCUACGUGGGGUGGCUUCCAUAUGAAUAACACUUCUGUAAACUGGGACUUUGGUCUGGGACAGGAAUGAAGUGAGGGCAAUGUCGUGGAGAUCUGCAGAGGAAGGAAGAGGCAGACUAACCACUGCCUUUCAAAACAAGAACCUAUACAGUUAAGAGGGAAGGCAGAUUCUGAGCCCUCAAAAGGAAGAGGUUCUCUGUAAAAUUGGUAGUGGAGAGACCUGUGGGACAACUUUUCGAAAGUAUGCUGUACAUAUCAGAAACUGAGACGGUUUCCAGGGGGAGUGUGGACUACUGCUUGAAAGGGUGAUGUGCUGAAAGUUGCUAAACAGACAGAAACCACAUAUGGUUCAGGAAGUCCCUGACAUCAAAGUAGUUGGAGGUCAGAAGAGUAUCAGUGAGAAAUACCACAUGUUCGUGACCUGUUCUGUACUUUUGGCUGUUAUUGGAGACAGAAUACUAGCCUAGAUGUACCAUUAAUCUAGCCCCCACACCUGGUCUUAUUUUUAGAUGUCUUGGGACAAAGGAAAAUAAUGUUCCUUAUGAACAUCAAUUAGUUCCUGAUCAUAUUAGUGUAUAACCUUAUAUACACCUUUAGGAUGUGUGUUUGUGUUUACUUGUACAUAUACAGGAUUUGCUUUUGACUAGGGUUUAUUAUAAAAGUGACAUGGUCCUAUAUGCAGAUUAAAUAGUAACCGAAGUUUGCUUUCACAGAAGCAUCAUUACUUUAAAAAUGGAUGCAGAUUAUUCUUGGGGAGCGGGGGGGUGUGUCUGAUUCCAAAAUACAUGAAAGUACUUUUGCAGGUUUUAAACAUUCUAACCGUAAUUACAGUAUCAACAUUAUUUGUAUCGCAGCCUCUCCAAAGUUUUUAGAAAAACAUCUAUGCAGUGCCAUAGAGAUUCUUAAAAAGCCCAUAAAACCACAAUCAUCAGAUGGGUUAACUCUAGGCAGCUCUUGUUUCCUUUAAUUUAGUAUAUAAUCAGGAAUCCUUUGGAACAUUUAGUAACCAAAACUGAGCUCUCAAGAUUUAAAGUGGACGUAAGUAAUUUGAAACAUGGAAAGCCCACAAAGAGAUGCUGGAUAGUAUUGUGAUUUUUUUUUUUCUUUAAAUUACAGACUAUUAGGUCAUGAUAAAAUAAAUGUUGGUAAGUUCAUGUUCUACUUUUCCAGAAACUUAAGAAGAAAAAAAAAAAAGGUAGACAUGAUAGAAUUUUUCUUCUAUAUUCUGAAAAAUGUUAUGUAAUACUCUUUCUAGUGUAGCAUAUUAUAAGAAUGAGUUAUUUUCUAAAAUUAAAAAGCUGUUUAUCCAAUUUCAUGACUGUAAUACAGCUUUCAAGAAUUGCAAAUAGUCUUAUCAUGAAACAACUGUGUUGUGCUUAAUAGUCAAAUCUAUAUAAAUACCUAUUUUUGUAUGAUGGUUACUGUCCCACAGCAACCUAGUGUUUUUUUCCUCCAAAUGCUUGCUUUAUUAAUUAAUAAAAGGUAUGUAUAUUUAACAUGUGUUUACUAGUGGAAUCUGUGUAUUUACUGUCCAGAAGAAGAGAAAUGGGUUUAUCAUUUUAGUGCAUUUGUUCCUCAUACUACCCAUAUUUCACACUAGUUUGAAAGGAUUAGGGGAGUUUCCUGCUCAACUUUAUGCCAUUUCAGUUUCUCUGUUUUGUGGAUGUUUUCCAAAAAAACCCAACAAAGACUGUUAAAAUUUUGAAUUGAUGAAAUAUCUUAAUUCUUGGUUUUGCUACCUUCUAUAUAGUACUCUUUGCAGCAUAAUCAUUGGUCUGCACACAGUAGAUAUUAGUAAUGUGCUGUCACUAACGGUAGAUACAAUGGUUGCCUGGUUUUAGUUUCAGUGCUUAUGUUAAUUCAUUAUGUUCUAGAUGUUAGGCUGUUUCCCUGAGGGGUAAAGUCUUAUGGGUUGUUAUCUCUAAGUCAUUCUUAUGUUUAUACCCAAGAUCGCUGGAUAGAUAUUUUCACUGUUUUGCCCACAUCAUUCCAUUUUCCUGCAGCAGCUUUUGCAGGCAGUUCUGCUGCUGCAUGCUUGGAUUUGGUUGUGUCUUCCUGCAGCCUGUGCAUGCUCUCGCUGCUGUCCUACCACGCUUCCUUGGCCACCCCCCUAUACUGUAGGCUAGAGCUUGAAUCCAUGGAGAAGGAUUUCUCUGAACUCAGCUGCCUGCUAUAAGAAGUCCUGAAGUUCAAGAUAGUAUAAAUACAGCCUUGUAUAUAUUUAAAAAAAACCCCACCAUAACUAUCUGUUCUUUUGUGAUUAAUUUGCAUAUGUGUGUGUGCUGCCCUUACGUGAAACACUGCUGUACAGUAGGGACAGUGCCUACAUCUUUGAGUGGUUAUUUACAAUAGCUGUUGUCCAAAAAUGCAAAAGGCCAAGUGGCUUCACCCACCUCUCAAUGCCAUCUUGUCCCGCUGGUGCCUCAGCGUGGACCCCUUUGUCUUUUCACGUCUCUCCACCAGCUUGUGGGAGAACAGGAACUGUAAAACCCUGGCCGAUUCCCAGCUGCUGUCAGGUAGUGUACCUGUUGGCUCUCUCCCUCUCGCUGCCUGCCUUACAAACGGCCAUGAUGGCUGGAGGCAGGGCUCUGGAGGUCAAGAUCUGUCCCUCCUGCCAUUUGGCAGUGCCGUGUUUAUAGACUGUCGUGCCAGAUGUCUUCAUUGCUUUAGGGCAGAAACGUGUGCGUACAUGUUGCUGUUCGAAUCUCUACCAAAUUAUACAAUAAAACAUGCAGAAAAUUAAAUGAAGUAUCACUUUGUGAAAGCGCAAGCAUGAGCCCCUCCUGGCCUAGGCUGGCUCCCUGGUCAAACCCACCUUCUGGUUAACAGUCUCACCCCAGCAAUGCCCAUUCUUCCUCCUUCUUGUUGUCCAGCACCAAAGCCUCAGCUUGAGCUUCCAGAGGUAGAACUCAGGCCACAGAGAGACACCUCCGUUUGUUGCUCCCUUCUCCCUCAAGCGCCAUCCAGCCAAGAACAAAUGGGGGAGAAUCAGCAUCUUCCUACCAAAGGCAGGAUUCUCCUCCUAAAUGUGGGCAAAGGUGAACAGGCUUCACUGGCUGUCUCCUUUAAAGAGCGACGUGCUGUUCAAAUAAAUGCAGAUCAGAUGGCCUGCCAAGAACAUACAGUGAUGUAGACCCGUGCAUCAGUCAGAAGACUGAUUUUAAUUCAACACGGAGAAAGGCACCCCUGAAGUCAUCAAUACUUCAACAUCUUUGCCAGUUAAGCAUGGAUUUUUCUUACCUGCUUGACUGUUUCCAUUGGUGGGAACACCUUCCCCAGUUAAGAUCCUCCCUUACUGAGUUACUGAAAGUAAGAGGGACCUCUGGAAGUCCUGGGUUGGCAGCUAGACCUUCUACUACCUGCAGCUACUCUGAGAUGAGGCUUCUGCUGCGAAAAGUCUAGCAUUUUUCUACAAAGUCCAUCAGACCUACGGCUCACUCUGAAGUCAGUGCAAGUGUGCAGUAGGCACAUUGGUUCUUGAUGAUCCAGGAAGGAUGGCUGAGCCUUGCAGGGCUGCAGGUCCCAGCGUGCCAUCCUGCAGUGGUGCAGGCACUUUGCCACUUACGCCCUCAGCCCCUUCCAACAACUAUCCCAGCAGAGGUGUCUGAGGGAGGGAGGGUUAAAUCUGCACCUUCACAGACUGAACUGCCUAACGAGAGGCUUGCAUAAGCCUCUCGUUACAGCUUGCUUGCUGUAAGCCCACAGCACAAGGAAAGCAGGAGGAGGCUAAAUGGUACUCCUUCUUCGGUUGCCUUAACCCAGGGGUAGAUUCCUUCGUCUUCAGGAGCUCUGGCGACAUUUGCGCAAUUUUAACAGCCCCGGCUGAGAGGGGCAGAUGUGCUGAGAUUUGUAGUUCAGUUUGGCCACAGCACCAUGGAGGUGCUGUCUGACCAUCACUUUGGCUCUCCUGAGCCACAGUAAGUGGCUACGUUGACUGUCUCUUGACUUCUCCAACUCGGCUCCCCCAGCUAUUCCUGGCUGCUUGGACAGAGCAGGUUUCCUCUGUCAGUACUUUUUUUAGUCAGGUGGCUGUUAGUCACCCGAUACAGAAAAGAAGAAAAAUGUUUACUUACACUACAGUAAUUGUGGCUCUUCGGGGCACAUUCUCCACAGAGGCACCACAAGCGAUCUCUUGUCCUUCGCUCUGAAGGAGUCUUUACUGUUGGCAAACCUGAGAGAGGUUAGACUGGGGCAUCCUGAGCUUAGUUUGCUCCAUUACCACCCUGAGCAGCAGCAGCUUCUGGCUGCCUUGGCUUGCAUGUGUUCAUCCUCCUUCUUCCCAAACCAGGGUGCCAGUCUGUUUCAGCUUUCCAGUCUUCACACCACGCUCCCAGCUAGGACGUCAACUCUUGCCCACGUAUUUCUCUCCCGUGACCCUGCUUUCAUCAGCCACAGUAAACCUUGCCAGCUCCUUCCAUCUAAAACCCUGAGACGGGUGCACAGGUUUGGGAGCAGCAGGUCUACAGCAGCCACUGAAGAGGGAGGUUGCCGCUUCCCAAGGCAGCUCGUUGAUGGCGGUGGCACAUAUCAUGGCUCCCGCCCCGCGGCACGAGCGAAGAGCGGAACUGGGAGCUGCCAUUGCUGCAGACCGCAAUAGGCGGUGCGGUGACGCGCGUGGCACUGUUCGGGAGCCCUUUGCCUUACGCCACUGCUGGUAGCAGUUGGGGAGGGUUCACAGGCACAGCCUGGAUGGACAUUACUGUCUGCGGAGAGCUCGAUCCUGUUCAUGUGAGUACAUGCUCACCUGGGAUCUGUGUGGACAGCACUUCUUAAAGAAUCACAGUUUCCAUAGGACCAGUAAAAAUGGGAAGUACUGGAUUCUGGUUUCCUCCAAGAAGAGUCAGCGGAACUGGUUAAGACCAAAAUCUGAGGACUUUAGUGGGCAAACAUCAGUCCCCUUUUGCUUUCUUUUACGACCACAUGAAACUUGAGAAGCCAUCUAAAGCUAAAUCAUUUAGUGGAGUUGGGCAAUUCCCAAGUGUCCAACAAGAAGGCCUGGUUUAGGCUGCGAUGGCCACUGUCAUUCCUGGUGAUUUGUCAGAAGUAAGAGAUACCCAGAAAGUCCCUUCAGGGAAACGUAAGCGUGGUGAAACCAAACCAAGAAAAAACUUUCCUUGCCAACUGUGUGACAAGGCCUUUAACAGUGUUGAGAAAUUAAAGGUUCACUCAUACUCUCACACAGGAGAGAGGCCCUACAAGUGCACACAACAAGACUGCACCAAGGCCUUUGUUUCUAAGUACAAAUUACUAAGGCAUAUGGCUACUCAUUCUCCUGAGAAAACCCACAAGUGUAAUUAUUGUGAGAAAAUGUUUCACCGAAAAGAUCACCUAAAGAAUCACCUACAUACACACAAUCCCAACAAAGAGGCCUUUAAGUGUGAAGAAUGUGGAAAGAACUACAAUACCAAGCUUGGGUUCAAACGUCACCUAGCUUUGCAUGCUGCAACAAGCGGUGACCUCACCUGUAAGGUAUGUUUGCAGACUUUUGAAAGCACAGGAGUGCUGCUGGAGCACCUAAAAACUCACGCAGGCAAGUCAUCGGGUGGAGUGAAGGAGAAAAAACACCAGUGUGAACACUGUGAUCGUCGGUUCUACACCCGAAAGGAUGUCCGUAGACACAUGGUAGUGCACACUGGAAGAAAGGACUUCCUCUGUCAGUACUGUGCACAGAGAUUUGGGCGGAAGGAUCACCUCACACGCCACAUGAAGAAAAGUCACAACCAAGAACUUUUGAAGGUCAAAACAGAGCCAAUGGACCUUCUAGAUCCCUUUACCUGCAAUGUUUCUGUGCCUAUUAAGGAUGAGCUGCUUCCAGUGAUGUCUUUACCUUCCAGUGAACUGACAUCAAAGCCAUUUACAAACACUUUGCAAUUAAAUCUCUACAACACUCAGAUUCAGUCCAUGCAGAGUUCUGCAUCUGCACACCAAAUGGUUGCCACAUCGUUACCAUUGGGAAUGCCUUGUCCAAUAGAUAUGGAGUCUGUCCACCCUUCUCACCAGCUAUCGUUGAAAUAUCCGCUCGGUACUACCUCAUAUGCAAUUUCUAUGCCUGAAAAAGAACAGCCAUUGAAAGGGGAAAUCGAAAGUUACUUGAUGGAGUUGCAAAGUGGUAUGCCUUCUUCAUCCCAGGAUUCUCAAGCAUCUUCAUCAAAACUAGGGCUGGAUCCACAAGUAGGGCCACUAGAUGAUGGGUCUGGGGAGGUUUCCCUUUCCAAGGGCUCCGUUCCUAUUAGCGAACCUCUAAACACCCCAUCAUUGGACUUUUCUCAGCUGUUCAACUUCAUACCUGUAAAUGGCCCUCCCUAUAAUCCUUCUGUUUCAGUGGGAAACCUCGGAAUGAGUUAUACACAAGAGGAGGCACAUUCUUCUAUGACUCAACUUCCACCACAAACCCAGGAUCCUCAAGAUCCUAGCAAUAGUAUAGGUCUUGGGUCUCUGCACUCGUUGUCAGCAGCUUUCACAAGCAGUCUAAGCACAACCACCACCCUACCGCGAUUUCAUCAAGCUUUCCAAUAGGAUGUACAAAGCUGGCUUGUUACUGUCUAUUUGUAGAAAUGCCUUAGGUGACCAUUUUUAACUUAGUGCCUACUAUAAGACAUUAUAAAUUCUCUGCUUUUGUACAGUACCAAUCUCAUGAAGCCAGUAAGAAAUUUAAAUUAACUUUUAAAAAAUGUUUUGAAAGUGUUUAUUCUCAGCUGUGUUUACUUUGUUGUUUUUUUUUUAAAAACAGUCUCAUUGUAUUGUUUUCAUUUUCACUGCCAAUUGACACUUUUCAAAUAUUCAGUAGAAAGUCAUCCCAAGCAAACUCACAACACUCAUCCCUUUUUUAAAACUUUUUCAACCAUACCAGCUAUUCCGUUUUAUUGAUGUCAGUGGUAGAACUACCACUUUUACUUUUAAUAUAUUUUACUAUUUGCAAAGAAUCCAGUUAAAAUAUAUAUCACAAAGAUUCCUGAAGAUUUGGGAAAAAAAUUUUCCAGUCCAUUUCCAAACAAAUCCUCUUCUCAAAUGGUGACACAUCUGAUCUGUUCUAUAAUGACAAGUCUAAAUUUUUAAAAUAAAUAUAGAAUUCAGAUUUUUCUGAAAACUUGUGUGUGUAUAUAUAGAAGUCCAUAUAUACACAUGUACAUAUAUAUAGCAUUCUGACUUGUAUUGAAGUCAUUAUAAAAGGUGUUAAGAAUUUUGCCAUUUUCUGGCUUAAAUUUUUGUGGCCUGUUAUGGAUAACGGAAGAAAAAAAUUUAGUUUCAUUCUCUAAAAUCAUGGCUGAACAGAAUUUCAACAGAGAAUCUCUGCUUGCCUAAAUGACAAAUGUUUCAAGUUGAAUUUGGAACUGUGUUGUUGUGCUUUCAUGACUCUGGUAGAGGGAAACAGGCGAAAUUAAUGGCUGAUCUUGAACUAUAAAAGUGUUGUAAUGUAGUAAUGCAGAAUAUUUUGUUGCAGUUUUUGUUUUAAUUCUUAACUUGCUGUUUUUUCUCUUUAGUAGCAUAGAAAAAGUACUGCAUAGGAAUCUUCCGAUAGUGUAUUCACAUUUGUAGGCAUCAGUCUUCUCCCAGCUGCCACCGCCAAAGGGUGGAUCAAGUCCAGCCGGAAAGUGUGUAUCUAUUUUCAGUUCAAAACUAGUGUGCAGUCAGAGAGUGAAUGUAAAUUUGCAAAUACCAGUUUUUUUGUGGUGUUUUUUUUUAUUGGAAUGAUCUUUUCAGUUGUGUUACAUGGUGUGUUAUGUCCUCCUAAGCAACAAGUUAGACGUUAAUCACACUUUCUACACCUGGGUACUUGGUUAGGGACUUUUUGCCCAUUGCCAAGAUUUAAAGACAGGACUCUUAGGAGUGAAGUAAAAGCAUAUUGCUUACACCACUUUUACCUAAUGCAAUAUAUUCUAUUCCCCAACCCCUAAUAACCAAAAGAGGAAAAAAAAAAAAAAAACAACCCUGUGA
Messenger RNA from Harpia harpyja (harpy eagle), 22423 nucleotides. It is a transcript of the gene PLAG1, whose product is annotated as PLAG1 zinc finger. The record is from RefSeq and is a predicted model, not a curated record. Gene Ontology annotation, cellular component: nucleus; cytoplasm. The transcript is spliced from 5 exons. Gene Ontology annotation, molecular function: histone deacetylase binding; RNA polymerase II cis-regulatory region sequence-specific DNA binding; DNA-binding transcription factor activity. Gene Ontology annotation, biological process: cell fate commitment; regulation of transcription by RNA polymerase II. Bases 19499 to 21004 code for a protein of 501 amino acids. Lineage: Eukaryota; Metazoa; Chordata; Aves; Accipitriformes; Accipitridae.